Entrophospora candida is the source of this 2100-nucleotide messenger RNA. The record is from the annotation of a GenBank genome assembly. NCBI's taxonomy places the organism in Eukaryota, Fungi, Glomeromycota, Glomeromycetes, Entrophosporales, Entrophosporaceae.
AUGAACAAAAAGAGUCGUAGAAAUGCUCGCGUGAAAUAUGAGGAUGAAGAUAUAGAGAUGCAAAACACAGAAGCUGGUUUGCAGACUUCAACAAAUAAAAUACCCGGGAGCACCAUUAAAACUAAAGAAAAAACCAAAGCCAAAGUUACUUUGAGUUUUGGUAACGAUGAGGAAGUGGAAGGAGAAUCAUUUAAAAUUACAAAAAGUACAGCUAGCCGCAAUCUUACAAAAACCAAAAUAAAAAAAUUGGUUUUGGAUCAGUUGAAAGAAUAUUUAUCACAGUUGCGUGCAAAUACACCUUCAACGCCUGCAUCUUUCCAAAAUCAAGAUAAUAUUAUUGCCGAGAAAUUUCCAUCUACAAUUGGUCCAGGGCAAAUUGCCGGAAUACCUGAUGCUGGAAUUAUUCAUGCACUUAAAAAGAAAAGAGAGAUGCUAAGACAAAAAAUCACCACUAGUGCUCCAGAAUAUAUCUCAAUAUCAGAUGAUGAGACUGAUCAAAUUGAAUCAAGAUUAGUGCGCGAAGAAGAUGAAAUAGGUGAUGCAGAAGAAGAAUUAGAACAAUAUGUUGAUGAAAAAUUAGUGUUUGGUAAAAAGGCGUUGAAGGAACAUGAAAAAAAGAAAAAAUCUGAACGGGAGGAAAUGAUUAUGGACGUUGAUUAUGAAGAUGAAGACGAAGGGUUUUUACAAUGGGAGCUAGAAGCAAUUAAAAAAGGAACUCAUGUACUUCAAAAACCCGUCGAGAAACCAGAAACCAAGGUUUACGCUCCAGCUCAAAUACCAGAAUUUGUGCCUAUUCCAGAAUUUUCUCAAAUUUAUUCACGACUUGAACAGAAACUUUUGGAUUUGGAAUCAUUUCAGAAAACUCGUCAAUUGCAACUCCAACAACUUCAAAAGGAUAUUGAAAACCAUCAAAAAGUAAAGAAAGAAUCUAAAUUAAAAAAAGAAACUGCCAUAAAACGAUAUACAUUUUUUCAAGAACUUAAAAUAUUUAUCGAGAACUUGACUGAUUUCCUUGAUGAAAAGGUUGUUAAAGUUGAAAUUUAUAGGUCCAUAAUUUUAAAUAUUUCACUAUAUUCUGAUAUGGUUUUGAAAACAAGGUUGAAAUAUGAUGAUGGUCUAAAAGGGACAGCUUGUGAAAGCCGAAGACAAAACCGCGAGUCAAGACGAUUAAAGCGAUUAAAAAAUCGAAUGGUUCUUAAUUAUGAUGAUGACGACGAGGGAUUUUCUACAGAUGAUAAACUAUCGGAAACAGACGAAGAAGAAUAUAAUUCCAAAAUUGAUCAAAUAUCUCAUCUACAUACAAAGUUAUUAGAAGAUGUGAUUGACGAUUAUAAAUCCAUUUCUAUUGUUAAAUCAAAAUUUGUCGAAUGGAAGAAUGAAUUCGAUGAGGAUUAUAGAAGAGCGUAUGGUGGUUUAAGUUUGCCUGGGGUUUUUGAGUUUUAUAUAAGAUAUGAGAUUUUAUUUUCAGAAACUUUUCAGAAAUAUGCAGAAUUUAAUAAAAUGGAUUGGUAUAAUUUUAUUUCAGAAUAUGGUGACACAAUAGUUGAUUCAAAUUCGACCAAUGAGGGUAGUGAUGAUGAUGUUAAACUUUUGUGCAGAAGAAUUCUCGAGAAAGCUAUUCUUCCUAGGGCUACACAAUUAAUCAACUCAUAUAAUCCAUAUUCAAGCAAACAUACUAACUUUAUUAUCGAGUUUUGUAAUAAAACCUUGGAUUAUGUUGAUAGAAGCUCUCCAAAAUUUGAGACUUUUUUAAUGAGUAUUUCUGAUCGUUUGCAAAACACCAUCAAAUCUUUGAAGAUCGUAUCAGAAAGUGAUUUCUUAAUUCCUCAAAUUGAGGGACCUAUUAUGAGAGCAAGAAAUAGAUAUUUUUGCAGAAAAUAUAAAUUGAUGCGAAAUUUAAUUCUAUGGAAAAAUAUUAUAUCACCAGAUAUUCUUCGACCAAUAAUAAUUGAUCAAUUGCUUGAUAAAGUUAUAUUAUGUCUUUUGAUCUCAUCUCAAGUGGAUUCACAAAAAUAUCAAAAGAUACUUGAGAUUGUACCAGAAGAAUGGCUUUCACCGCCAUUAUUACAAAAGAUUGCACUUGGGGCAGCAGGAUUAUAA